GCUCCAUCCAUCAGGAAGAACGACACUGGGUUGGGUUGAGUGGGAACAUGGGUAUCAGAGCUACAUCGUAGCUACCGUAGGGCGGGCUGAUGUGGAAUUCACACUCCAAUAAGCGGCUCUCGAUUCUUCUGUCCUGGUCGACAACUCUAGCUAGCUAGUGAGCCCAGUCCGUCCCUCCAGGGCGACAUGCUGGUGAGAGCAGCAUGCAGACAAGCUUUCGUUGCCUGACAAGGAUAAUCGCUGAUCAUUGCUAAAGCAAAGUAGAUCGAUCAAAACCCAAGUUUUGAACCCUCGUCGCCAGUUGCCGAGUGAAUUCCUAUGAAGUUGCUUUCGGUUGCCCAUAAUAUGUGCAUUGUGUAUCGAUUACUGCAUGGCACGAGAGCGGAUCAAAACUAUAUAUGAAGAUCCUCGGCAUCGAAUGGGUUGGAACUGAUGAGAGGGCCAACGGUAAAAGUGCGAAAACAAGUGCAACACAGAAAUCGAAAAUGGUGGAAUGAGCGAGUCUUGUUGUCCAGGUUUUCGUGGGAGGCCAUCGAAGAAUCAAAGCGGAAUCGAAUCGAAAGAGCAUUGGUCAGUCACAAUCUGCAGCUGCUUUAUCAUACGGAGCUAGAGCUGGAGAACCCAAGCCAAAGAAGCUAUUCUCGUCGUUGAUCUCAUCUAAACCAUGGCUUCUAUCCGGUUGACAAACAACACCAUUCGAAGCUAUCUGGGUGGCGGCAGGUUUCAUGGAAGUCAGGCAAUUGUUGCUAUCAGCUGUCGAUCCGUGCAGAAUGAUGACAGCAUGGCGUGCGUUGACGCUUACGUUCCUUCCUCAACGGGGGAAAGAACCUACAAUGUCUCUGUGCGAGUUCGUCGAGAUGGAUCAGAGAUUCAAAGUACUAGUUGUACAUGUCCCAAAGGAGGCCCAUGCAAACACAUUCACCGGGUGCUCUAUCGCAUCCGCAGCUCUCGGAGAGACCCCAUCCCAGGACCGAGUGCUGAAACAUUGGUACGAGAGGCACAACGUCGAAAAUAUGGUGUUCAAGUUGACUACGGUACGGUGUUUCUUGCCAUGGCUUGCCAAUCGGAAAUUGACAGUGGGAGCGACUUCGGUGAGCCUACACCGGAAAAGAGCAACGUGGACCAGAAAAUCCUUGGUGUGUUCCUGUCAAAGAGGAAAGCUAACCAAUGCGCUCGAGAAUAUCUCCUCGGUGUGGAGGCAAAGAUGGAAAACGAUUCCGAUGACGCCGACUCGGAUUCUGAAGAAACAUUUUGGUACGAUGGAAGCGAUGAUGUUGAUUUUGAGUUAGAGAACAUGUUUCCAAAGGUAUGGGUCGAGCGGAGAAUUGUCGAAGACGCGACACUCCCCUUCGCUAGAAGUUCCAACAGCGGUUCAUGCCCCUAGUUUGACACUGAGCCGAGAUCUUUUUGAAAGAGCUUCCUUCAUGGUCGGCAACGCAUAUCUGGAAUGUUGCCUAUGUUCCCAUCUCUUCCGAAACCUGUAAAUCAAUCCAUGAAAUACAAUAACUUUCAAAGUUCCGUUGUUUGCUUGCAUAGAUAGAUAUCGUCCACA
Molecule: messenger RNA, 1552 nt
Organism: Seminavis robusta
Lineage: Eukaryota; Bacillariophyta; Bacillariophyceae; Naviculales; Naviculaceae
Source: the annotation of a GenBank genome assembly